Molecule: messenger RNA, 2727 nt
Organism: Erythranthe guttata (spotted monkey flower)
Lineage: Eukaryota; Viridiplantae; Streptophyta; Magnoliopsida; Lamiales; Phrymaceae
Product: phosphoinositide 4-kinase gamma 4
Molecular function (GO): protein binding
Source: RefSeq, a predicted model, not a curated record
UAACGGAAAGAAAACGGAUAGUUUUUAUUAUGCACGAACAACUAAUGGGCCUAAUUUGAUUUAUCGGGCUAGAAACGGCCCAUAUAGAAAAUGUUAACGGCGUGAGAGCGGUGUAAAUAUUCCCCGUCAAAGUAGAAAUUCAACGCUCCAUACGGAAAAUACGACGCUUAACCGUGUUGGCUUUCUUCUUCUCCAACCAAACCCAAUUAUUUCUCUCUCUACACCCAGAAAAAACAGCCAAAUUCAUUUCUCUCUCUCCUCUGAAUUUUUCCCCUGUUCAAACCACAACAAUAAUUACAGUCUGAUUCAUCGCAGAUUUUAGCUCGUCUUCCUUCGUUCACCUCUGCCGAGGGCACCGAUUUUCCUCGGUUAUUGCUCUCUGGUAAGAAGCCCUAUUUCUAAUCAGCUGAUUUCCUCUUUCGCCCAACGCAUUCAUCCCUCUGUUUUAAUUGAAUCCCUCACAGCUCGAAUCACAAAAUAAAAAAAAAUCUUUCGUUUUUUUUUUUUUUAAUUUUCUAUUUCGUUUUAGGAAAUAUUUUGUCCCCGAUUGAUAUAAUGGCCAAUCACGAAUCCUUUUUAUAGGGUUUGUGGGCUGCGUUUGCUGUCAAUUUGGUGUAGUUUUUAGUCUUGGAUAAUUUGGUGUAGCUUUUGUGUAUGACGAUUAACACCAUGUAUAUAUAGAUUUGGUGAUAAUUUGUUCUUUAACAAAGGUGUGGUAUAUAGUUUUUUUAGGGUUUGGGAUUUGAGGGGUCAAUUGUAGAAAUGUCUUCCGCCGGUAUGGUUUCCAUUGUCCCAGUUCGUGAGAGGAGCAUGACCUUUUUGCCUCCUCCAUCGCCUGAACAUAGUCAAGAAUCCAUCUUAAUAUACGUAGCUAUGUCCACGGGUUCAAUGGUCCCAAUGCGGGUUCUGGAUUCGGAUUCAAUCGAAUCCGUGAAGAUCCGGAUUCAGAACUGUAAAGGGAUUGUCACUAGGAAACAAAAAUUGGUUUGUAGGGGUAGGGAAUUAGCUCGUAGCAAUUCCCUCGUGCGCGACUAUGGUUUGAGCGAUGGGAAUAUUAUGCAUUUGGUCCUCCGUUUAUCUGACCUUCAGGUCAUUAAUGUGAGGACUUGUGGCGGAAAAGAGUUCACUUUUCACGUGGAAAGGAGCAGGGAUGUCGGUUAUGUCAAACGUCAGAUAGCAAAUAGAGAAACAGAGUUCGUUGAGGAUCAAGAGGUGUUGCUUAAUGGCAAGCCGAUCGAGGAUCAGAGGCUGAUAACCGAUCUCUCCAAGAACGAUGCAGAUGCUGUGAUUCAUUUGUUUGUGAGAAAAUCCGCGAAAAUAAAGGUCUCACCAGUCGGAAAGAACUUUGAAUUGUCUAUAGUUGCACCACAGCAGAACGACGCAAGAGAGUAUGAUGACGUGGAAAGGGAAACAGGGUAUGAGGGUGAUUCAAAGAGUGAGCACAAUCUUUUUGUACCGAGGAAACCACCGGAGAGGGAGACAUCAUUGGAGCCUGUAAUUGUUAACCCGAAGAUCGAAUUGCCUCCAGAGAUCAUCAAUUUGAUUAAUUCCACAUUGGAAGGAUUGGAUAAUGGGAAUUAUCCAAUUAGAUCAUCAGAGGGUACUGGGGGUGCAUAUUUUAUGCUGGACAAAUCGGGGAAUAAAUAUUUAUCUGUUUUUAAGCCGGCAGAUGAGGAGCCUAUGGCUGUGAACAACCCUCGAGGGCUGCCAUUGUCGGAGGAUGGAGAAGGAUUGAAGAAGGGGACUAGAGUUGGGGAAGGUGCUGUGAGAGAGUGUGCUGUUUAUUUACUGGAUCAUCCAAAGAGUGGUUGGCGUUCUUUGCAUGGCGAUGCCGACGGAUUUGCAGGGGUUCCUCCAACUGUUUAUGUGAAGUGCCUUCACAGAGGAUUUAAUCAUCCAGACGGUGUUUCUGUUAAGACAGGGUCGUUGCAAAUGUUCAUGGAGAACAACGGGAGCUGUGAAGAUAUGGGGCCCGGUGCUUUUCCGGUUCAGGAGGUGCACAAGAUUGCUGUGUUGGAUAUGAGGAUGGCGAAUGCAGAUAGGCAUGCCGGGAAUAUAUUAGUGAGUAAGGGCGAAGAUGGUCAGACUGUGCUUAUCCCAAUUGAUCAUGGCUACUGCUUGCCUUAUAGUUUCGAAGACUGCACAUUUGACUGGCUAUACUGGCCUCAAGCUCGCCAGCCUUUCAGCGAUGACACCAUCGAUUACAUAAGGUCACUGGAUGCCGAAAAGGACAUUGCAUUGCUCAAGUUCUAUGGGUGGGACCUACCACCUGAAUGUGCCCGUGUACUUCGCAUCUCAACCAUGCUUCUAAAGAAAGGUGCAGAGAAGGGGCUUACACCGUUUGCCAUAGGCAAUAUGCUUUGCAGAGAGACAGUGAGGAAGGAAUCUGUGGUUGAAGAGAUUGUUCUAGAAGCUCAGGAAUCUGUGCUACCUGGUACAAGUGAAGCUGCAUUCCUCGACUCUGUCUCCACCAUUAUCGAUCGCCGUCUUAAGGAGAUGGUCUAAUCUGAUCUAACCCUCGUAAAAAAAACUUGGUACAUAUGUUUUAGUACAUAUGCGCAUAUUGUUGGUUUGUGAAUGUGUGUCCAUUUAUUUCAUUCUUCAGUCUUCGGGGAUAGUUUCCACCGGAUUUUUUUUUAAUUUCCAACUUGUUCAGCAUUUUGAACUGGAUAAUGACUUUGUUCUUUUCAGAUCCUUGAGUAAAUUCUGAAACUCCAGUUUGUAUUU